ACUGUCCUCCCCUAUUCCAGCUCUACCUGUCUGAGUGUCAGAUCUACCUGGAGGCAGUACCUGCUAUGUUCCGCCUGGAACUACUGGAGAACAUCUUCUCCCUGCUCUUCCUGUCCAGCGCUGAUUUUACCUUCCACAACCAUCAGGGGGAGACGACGAGCACAGGCCAGACAGAACACUCCGAAGAGAAAGAAGGGAAGAGAAGAAAAGGACAACAGGAAGGGAAAAAGAGAGGAGACGGACGGGAGGAGAACGAAAGCUCAAGCAAAACCGAAGUAGGUGGAAGAGGAGAAGCGGAUCAAAGCAAAAUGACAAAAGAGAAUCACCACCAACCCCUCAACUUCCCCUUCUCAGCGUCCCAACGGAGUCACCUUGAUCUGGGCCACUUGACGGCAGGCUGCAGGGGCUUCCUAGUGGACCUCGGGGCCAUGCAGGGGUUCCUGCGGCUGCUGAGAGAGAGUCUGGAAGGGGUGGUGGUAGUGGGUCAACGGUCGGGGCAGGAGGAGGGCAGGGCUCUGGCGGGGGAGGCAGAGGCGGCAGAGAGUCUGGGCUGCUCUGUGACGGCAGAGACUUUCGGGGCUCGCCUGCAGAGACUGUCCAAGAGGACAGCAGAAGCCCAGUGGAGACUACAGAUUAUCGCUUCUAACCAGGACAGCGGCAACGGUGAGUUACAACCAGUAACACUAACCUCAACCUUAACCAGACCACUAGCAGAGCAACGAUGCUCCAGAGGAGUGGCUGAUAUAAGCAAGGGAUACGAUGUGCUGUUGUCGUUCCUUCUAGAACUGUUGUUGUCCCCUGUUCCAGAUGGCAGUGGAGGAGCCGGGCGGUCGGAGUGGGAGGUGUGCCCCUGUGGAAGUAUGGGUAGCUGGGUAGUUCCAGCCAUGCUGGCUCCACCUGAGUCCCUGCUCAUGGCCUGCAUCCGCCGGGGAAACUACAUGGAGGCACACCAGGUUAGGACCAAGGGUUACAGGUUAGGACCAAGGGUUACAGGUUCCCUCUACGUGGAACAGAGGACAAGGUGUGGGAUGUUAGCCCUCUACGUGGAACAGAGGACAAGUUGUGGGAUGUUAGCCCUCUACAUGGAACAGGAAUCCAUUGUGGAGGACCACGUUGUGGCCAGUCCUUUAGGCUGCUGCAUACAGGAAGUGUUGCUGUGCUGCCACCCUGUGCUGAGUGAGGAGGGCAUCGCUACCCGACUGAGCCUGGCACAGCACCUAGAGAUCACCCUGCAGACCCUGUCCACCGCUACAGAAACCACAGGUAUAUAUCACCUUGCUGCCCCGGGCCACCGCUACAAACAUCACAGGUUAGUUACAGCCCUGGCUAGGUUAGCACCACAGGUCCGUUACAGACCCUGGCUAGACCAAAGCAGUGAGGUGAAGUUGGGCAACCCUCUCCUGGUACUCCUCCAGGCCCCAUCUCAGCUCCUCUCUCACCUGCUGUUUGAUAGACAGGUGUCUCCUGACAGAGUUUUGUCUCUGUUGCAGCAGGAGGGUCUGCGUCUGAGUGUCCAGCAGGUGAUUGUGCAGCGCUGCUGUGAGGCUCUACCUUUGUGGGACUGGUGCCCCGAACCAGAGAGGGAAGCUAGCCCCAGGAGAGAGGCUGGUACCGGGGGAGAGGCUGGUUCUGGGGGAGAGGGCGGUCAGGGGCAAGGACAGACCGGGGAAGGGGUGUUUAGGACUGCCAGCCUGGCAGCUCUGCUACAACUACAGACCCAGGAACACAUGUCAAUGCUGGGCAUCACUGAGCCUCAGUCCUAUUCCCCCAGCUCUGAAUCUGAAGGCUCGCCCUCGAUGGAGGACCUCCGAGCAACUACACCUCCCAUCCUCAUCUUGUCCUCUUCUCUUUCACCUUCACGACCAUCUUCCUCUUCCUCCUCUUUUCUCCUCACACCAUCAGCCCUGUCCUUCCUCAAAGCCCGCUCCCCUCUCCUGGCCACCCUUGCGUGUCUAAGUGUCAGUCCAAGAGGUGCUGCCCGGGUACAGCCGUCCGGUUGGCUGGUGUUCCGGGGCGGGGGGCGUAAAGAGUGCGUGCUGGACGGGGAGCAGAUCUCCAGGGAGGGGGAAAACCUGCUUAGAGACUUCCCCAUCCUGAGGGCCUACCUGGGGGCCAUGGUUCAGCCUGUCCUGGGUACUUCGCUGGGGGCUGGGGAGGAUGGAGCCAGUGGUGGAGAUGGUGAAGACAGCAUAGGCCAGUUGUUCAGAGUACAGGACCCGUGUCUGAGGGCCCGUGUGGCCUUACAGGCCCUGGAGCGCUGGCCCCUCGGGCCCUCUCUGGAGCUGCUGGAGUUCUGCCUCAACAACCCCCACGUGGAGGCCUCUCUCAAGGGGGAGCUGGAGCACAGGAAGACGGAGCUGGACAUCUAUCAACGGAUGUUGAACCUGCAGCCUUCGUUGCCGUGGGCCACUUGGCAGGAGCUGAGGACAGAGUCCAGGAGAGAUCCCGAGUCCAUGUUUUCUAGGAUGUUGGAAGCCAGGGAGUUUUCUCUGUGUGCCCAGUGGAUGGCGCUGUACCCGGUCUCAGACCACCUCAGAUUACAGCUGCAGACGGAACACCUGCUACACCUGCUGGAGAAAGGACAGACGGACAACGCUUUCCAGCUGCUGGCGGGCCUAUCAGACUUAACCUUGGGUCUGGAGGUGUGUGAGCGCGCUCUGGACCGCCGGCCCGGAUUGGCCGCCUGCCACUUCCUGGCUAACUACCUCACUCUGCACUUCCAGAGCCAAGUGUCCCCAGCCCGCCGACGCCACAUCCAGGACCUUCACCUGGGAUCCAAGGUCCUCCUCACCCUCCCCCCCAACGCCAGACAGGACUACUUUCCCCUCCUCUCUGAGCCACUAUUAAUGCUGGAACAGCUCCUGAUGAACCUGAAGGUGGACUGGGCUGAAGUGGCGGUGAGGACGUUACAGAACCUACUAUUAGGCCGGGAGGAUGGCUUCACCACCCAUGACAUAGACAAACUACUCUCUAACUACGCCUGCAAGGCCCUGGACUUCCCCUACGCACCCACGGAGAGGUCUCGUUCGGAUUCUGUGAUCAGUCUCCAUGACCAUUGUCCUGCCCAGGACAGCUGUAGUACUCCGUACAACACCUCGUCCUCCAGCAGUUCCCGGGGACAGAGGGACGAUGCACGCGAGAAGAGUAUCCAGGACAGGCUCUCACGCGGAUCAUUCAACAGGCGUCACCAUGCAGGAGGUUGUGGUCGUGUGUGGCAUGCCUGCUCCGACCACACGAUGGCGGUAGAGGGCUGCACCGAGGAGGAGAAGAGAGUGCGCGUGUGUGACCAGUGUUACAGCUACUUCCAUCCAGAUUCUGAUGACACGCUGGAACAAGCUGAAGUUUCAGGUAGUCCUAUAUCUACAGAGGGAGUGUUAGAUUCAAUGCUUCACCUGCCAGAGGUCACUCACCGUCAGUUUCACCUCAGCACCAACCCUACAGACAACCUGCAACUACAGACAGAGUUCUACUAUGAACAG
This is a messenger RNA of Salvelinus sp. IW2-2015, 3479 nucleotides long. Lineage: Eukaryota; Metazoa; Chordata; Actinopteri; Salmoniformes; Salmonidae. The record is from RefSeq and is a predicted model, not a curated record.